This is a messenger RNA of Cornus florida, 773 nucleotides long. Its product is annotated as embryogenesis-like protein. NCBI's taxonomy places the organism in Eukaryota, Viridiplantae, Streptophyta, Magnoliopsida, Cornales, Cornaceae. The record is from RefSeq and is a predicted model, not a curated record. The coding region runs from base 88 to 576 and encodes 162 amino acids. The transcript has a single exon.
ACUUGAUUACCGUUUAGCCACAUUAAACUAUCGAGGGUUUUCAAUUUUUUUUGUUCAUUGUCGUUCUCUCGCGUUGUUGCUCCGAAAAUGCAUCAGCGUUCACCAAUCUCUCUCUGUAAACUGCUUUCUAGAUACCCUUUUCAGAGAUCUGCAAUACCCGGAUCUUCAAUUUCUCUCCAAUCACUCGAGGCAAUCUCAAACCAUUGUGUUUCAGACUCCGUUCCACAUCCAAAACCUAUGAAAAUCUGCCAUUUUCUUCAUCCAAACAUCUCAAGUCCAACGACCCUGUUCUUCUCAAAUAGGAGAAAUUACAGUGUUGAUACGAAUAAAGUGGUCGACGAGAUCAAUCUCAAGUUUGCAGAGGCAAGGGAGGAGAUAGACAUGGCCAUGGAAUCCAAAGAAACCGUGUACUUCGACGAAGAAGCUGAAUGCGCUCGGACCGCUGUCAAAGACGUUGUGGACAUGUUUGAGGGACUGCUAUCUAAGUUGCCGGAGACCGAAAGGGCCCCUAUACAGAGGUCUAUGGGUCUCAAGAUUGAGCAGUUGAAGGCUGAAGUUGAACAAUUGAACGACUAAUGAGGUUUGUUCUUUUGGGUUUUGAGUCAUAAUUGAUUUGGGUUUUCCUUUCCUUUCCCUUUUUAUCUUAAUGAUGUAACUGUCAUGGUUGACGAUUAACUAUCAAUUUAUGGUAGUGCAAUAGACAUAAAAUCCAAUAAUGGUUUCGUAUUGGGUUUUAAAUAUAUGAAAAUUUUCUGUCUCUUUUCUUUUGGAAA